AUGUUUGCUACACGUUUCGCGCGCUACUUUGCGACUGCCGUGCGAUGCGAGGAUCUGAUUAGCAAAGGGAACAAUAAGUAUUUGCGCACGGCCAAGUCGACAUUUGUGGCUGGGCUGCCGCUUCAUCCGAACCCGCUCCCUGCACUGGAAGCUAAGUAUACCCACACGCUCAAGGUGCUGCAAGUGCUCCCAGCUUCAUCUGUAUUUCGCCAAUCGUCAGAGGCGGUGACGCAGCACCGACUUGAUAUUGUGCGCACGGAGCUCUCGGAGCAGACGCAGCAGGAUGCGAACGCGAACGAAAAUGCUAUUUCGAUCGUUACGGGCAAGAUCGACUCGGGGCUCGUCGAGGAGCUGCUCGAGCAAGCACACGAUGAGCUUGGUCUUGCUGCGAAAAUGAUUGAUUGGAAACCGUAUGUACUUGGUAUAGGUGUAGCCGACAUCUUUAUGAUGCACAGAAACUCAGAGCCCUGGGCCGACCCUGUCAGCGACCCUGUCAGCGACCCUGUCAGCGACCCUGUCAGCGACCCUGUCAGCGACCCUGUCAGCGACCCUGUCAGCGACCCCGUCAGCGACCCCGUCAGCAUCCCUAAUACGGCGGCGGGUCACUUUACCUAUGCAGAGUACCAGAUGCUAAAGGAUCGAUGGGGUACGCGUAAAUUGCGGCUUUCCACGGAGAAUAUGCGCGCAUUUCAAGCGUGCUACCUGUGCCUGCAAGAUGCACAGCGCCCUGUAUGCUGCAGUGAAGGCCAUAUGUACUGCAAAGAAUGUAUAUUAUCCGAUAUCCUGGGCCAGAAAUCGCAGCUGAGCAUGCUCGCAAAACAACGUGACGAGCUGCGUGCCAAAGAGCAGGAGAAAAAGAUGGAGGCCGAGCAAGCAGCGUCGCGGCGACGAAUCGAGGCGUUUGCGCUAGGCGAAAGCUCGACUGUGCAUCCCACCUUAAAACGCAAGCUUGGAGAUGACGAGUGCUCCCCGCGCGAGCAUACUGAGAAGCACGGCAAGACAGAGGCGCGCAUCAAAAGCGACGCAACCAUGCCUGCAUUUUGGCUUCCAAGCAUGGCGCCGCAAGCCGAUGCCAAUCCUUCAGCUAUGCUUGCACAGGACCGCGUCUCGACAACGCUAUGCAUCGCCGGCAAGCCGCAUAAACUAACGUACGUGAUCUAUAUUCCUAACAGCAGCACCAAAGGGCUUGUGGACGUGCAUUUUGCGAAACGCACCACCGAUACCAAACCGCAACUGUACUGCCCCAGCUGCAAGAAGGAAUUUUCGACAUCAUCGCAUCCAUCCAUACUCCGCAAAUGUGGUCAUGUCUUGUGUGCGCCGUGCACAAAAGAGCUCGUCCAUAUACCCCUGCAACAAGGCGAGCGAGUUGGGUGCCCCGACUGCAGUGCGGCGGUAGAAAAGCAGCGCGACGUCAUUGCACUAGCACGCGAUGGAACCGGCUUUGCGAGUGAUGGCACGGCUGAGAUCAAAAGCGAUGGUGUCGCGUUCCAGGGCUAA
Molecule: messenger RNA, 1497 nt
Organism: Malassezia vespertilionis
Lineage: Eukaryota; Fungi; Basidiomycota; Malasseziomycetes; Malasseziales; Malasseziaceae
Exons: 5
Coding region: 1-1497 (498 amino acids)
Biological process (GO): respiratory electron transport chain
Cellular component (GO): nucleus
Molecular function (GO): ubiquitin protein ligase activity
Source: RefSeq, a predicted model, not a curated record